GGAGCCCUCCCCCUCCCGCGGCGCCGCGCGCUCGCGGACAGUCGGCGCGCGGGCCGGGUCGGGCCGGCGCCCCUCAGCCUCGCGCGCUUGUCGCGUUGCCCCGGGCUCCGGGGGAUGCCCCCGGCCGAGCCCUUCUCAUGGCCGCCGACGUCUUCACGUGCUCCCCGCGCCGGCCCCGCAGCCGGGGCCGCCAGGUGCUGCUCAAGCCCCAGGUGCCUGAGGACGACGACGACUCGGACACGGAUGAGCCGUCCCCGCCGCCCGCCUCCGGCGCGGCCACCCAGUCCCGGGCCCACGCGAGCGCCGCGCCACCGCCGCCUCGGGCCGGGCCGGGCCGCGAGGAACCUCCGCGCCGGCAGCAGAUCAUCCACAGCGGCCACUUCAUGGUGUCGUCGCCGCACCGAGAGCACCCGCCCAAGAAGGGCUACGAUUUCGACACGGUCAACAAACAGACGUGCCAGACCUACAGCUUCGGCAAGACUAGCUCCUGCCACCUGUCCAUCGACGCCUCGCUCACCAAGCUCUUCGAGUGCAUGACUUUGGCCUACAGUGGGAAGUUGGUGUCUCCAAAGUGGAAGAAUUUCAAGGGCCUGAAGCUACAGUGGAGAGACAAGAUCCGGCUCAAUAAUGCCAUCUGGCGGGCCUGGUACAUGCAGUAUCUGGAGAAGCGCAAGAAUCCUGUAUGCCACUUUGUGACACCCCUGGACGGCUCUGUGGAUGUAGACGAGCACCGCCGGCCGGAGGCCAUCACCACGGAAGGGAAGUACUGGAAGAGCCGCAUCGAGAUUGUGAUCCGGGAGUAUCACAAGUGGAGAACCUACUUCAAGAAAAGGCUACAGCAGCACAAGGAUGAGGACCUCUCCAGCCUGGUCCAGGACGAUGACAUGCUGUACUGGCACAAGCACGGGGAUGGAUGGAAGACCCCCGUCCCCAUGGAGGAGGAUCCUCUGCUGGACACAGACAUGCUCAUGUCGGAAUUCAGCGACACCCUCUUCUCCACGCUCUCUUCACACCAGCCGGUGGCCUGGCCCAAUCCCCGGGAAAUAGCACAUCUGGGAAAUGCAGACAUGAUCCAGCCGGGACUGAUUCCUUUGCAGCCUAACCUGGACUUCAUGGACACCUUUGAGCCUUUCCAGGACCUCUUCUCUUCUAGCCGCUCCAUUUUUGGCUCCAUGCUACCUGCAUCUGCCUCAGCACCUGUUCCAGAUCCCAACAACACACCUGCACAGGAGAGCAUCCUGCCAACCACAGCCCUCCCCACCGUGAGCCUUCCUGACAGCCUCAUCGCGCCCCCUACUGCCCCAUCCCUGGCUCACGUGGAUGGGCAGGGCAGUGAACACACCUCCCGGACUGAGGACCCGUUUAUCCAGCCCACGGACUUCGGUUCCUCAGAGCCGCCACUGAGUGUCCCGCAGCCCUUCCUCCCCGUCUUCACCAUGCCCCUGCUGUCUCCCAGCCCCGCCCCACCGCCCAUCUCCCCUGUGUUACCGUUAGUUCCUCCUCCUGCCACUGCCCUGAACCCCCCGGCUCCACCCACCUUCCAUCAGCCACAGAAGUUUGCUGGAGUCAACAAAGCACCGUCUGUCAUCACCCACACGGCCUCUGCCACCCUCACCCACGACGCCUCCGCCACCACCUUCAGCCAGAGUCAGGGCCUUGUGAUCACCACCCAUCACCCUGCCCCGUCAGUGGCGCCUUGUGGGCUGGCACUGUCUCCUGUCACCCGGCUUCCCCAGCCACGGUUAACUUUUGUGCACCCCAAACCUGUAUCCUUGACUGGGGGCAGGCCUAAGCAGCCCCACAAAAUAGUGCCUGCUCCCAAAUCAGAGCCCAUGUCCUUGGUGUUGAAGAACGCCUGCAUCGCCCCAGAGUCUCUGUCGCCCAGGCUGGAGUACAGUGGCAUAAUCUCGGCUCACUGCAACCUCCCCUUCCCGGGUUCAAGCAAUUCUCCUGCCUCAGCCUCCCGAGUAGUUGGGAUUACAGCUGCCUUUUCAGGCCAACCACAAGCGGUGAUCAUGACGUCAGGGCCUCUGAAGAGAGAAGGGAUGUUGGCCUCCACCGUCUCCCAGUCCAACGUGGUCAUUGCGCCUGCUGCCAUCGCCAGGGCUCCUGGGGUCCCGGAGUUCCACAGCAGCAUCCUGGUAACAGAUCUCGGCCAUGGCACGAGCAGCCCGCCUGCCCCCGCCUCCCGGCUCUUCCCAAGCACAGCGCAAGACCCCCUGGGGAAGGGCGAGCAGGUCCCGCUGCAUGGGGGCAGCCCCCAGGUCACUGUCACAGGGCCCAGUCGGGACUGCCCAAACUCAGGGCAGGCCUCUCCGUGUGCAUCGGAGCAGAGCCCCAGUCCUCAGUCUCCCCAGAACAACUGCUCAGGGAAAUCUGACCCCAAAAAUGUGGCUGCACUAAAGCUCUCUAGCCCUGGCCCUUGGGCACCCAGGAUCAGCAUAGGGGGUGAGGAGGGGUGGACGUGCCUGCAAUGUGCCUGUCUCAGUGACCAGCGGGUUCUCCAGCAGAACCGGCAGAUGAAGCACAUCUCAGCUGAGCAGAAAAGGCGCUUCAACAUCAAGAUGUGCUUUGACAUGCUCAACAGCCUCAUCUCCAACAAUUCCAAGCUGACCAGUCACGCCAUCACACUGCAGAAGACCGUGGAGUACAUCACCAAGCUGCAGCAGGAGAGGGGCCAGAUGCAGGAGGAGGCCCGGCGGCUGCGGGAGGAGAUCGAGGAGCUCAAUGCCACCAUCAUCUCCUGCCAGCAGCUGCUCCCUGCCACGGGAGUCCCUGUUACCCGGCGCCAGUUUGAUCACAUGAAAGACAUGUUUGACGAAUACGUGAAAAGCCGGACCUUGCAGAAUUGGAAGUUCUGGAUUUUCAGCAUCAUCAUCAAGCCGCUGUUUGAGUCGUUCAAGGGCAUGGUGUCCACCAGCAGCCUGGAGGAGCUGCAUCGGACGGCGCUGUCCUGGCUGGACCAGCACUGCUCCCUGCCCAUCCUCAGGCCGAUGGUAUUGAACACGCUGCGGCAGCUGAGCACCUCCACCUCCAUCCUCACAGACCCCGCACAGCUGCCAGAGCAGGCGUCCAAGGCUGUCACCAGGAUCGGCAAGAGAUUGGGAGAGUCCUAGCUGCUUAGCUGGCAUGUGGCCGCAUGAGAUGCCAGGAGACCCUUCCCUGCCCAUGGAGAGUAGGCUGCGCCCCCCAGCCCUUCCUGACGCUCAGCCUCAGGGCCUCUCUCCAACUCUGCCGGCCCACCGUGGCGUCGGGAGGCCAUGCUCAGGUCUGAAGCAGGUUCCGGGCCUGCUGACAGCAAUAGCCUGCCUUCGGGAACUGCUGUGAACUCUCUCACUCAGUGACCUCAGUCACCAACCUCCUCUGCCCUCGGGGCAGCCCACACAAAAGGGAAGUGCUGGCCAUGCUGGUCCUGCCCUACUGGUGGCCUGCCGGGCCCGGCACCAGUGAGCGGAAUUGAUGGGAUGAGGGUGACAGGGCCUGCUCCUGUCCUGAGGCCCAGCCUUGUCCCUCCUGCCAUGUCCUGUCCACAUGCAUGCCUCUGCCUGAUGCCCUGCUCCACUCUCUGGUCUGCCUGUGUGGCAGUUGGAAGGUGUCUUUCUUUCUCCCCUCAACUCUGACCGUGCCCGGCCCUUGUGGAUGGACUUGGGCUUCUAUUCAGGCUUAUGCAUGGCAGGCUGCCAGGGAGAAGUGCCUUCUUCAGAGGCCCUCCAGGACACAUGUGUGCAGAAACAGUGGAUGUGGGACACACAGGACCAUAAUGGAAGCGUGUGAUGCACGAUGGCGGCUCUGGCUGAGAGGCCCUGCUGGGCAUGUUUCAUCUGUCCCCUUUUAGCUCCACCUGACGUUGCAGGAUCCACGGGACUCAGCCCAGGGCCUUCUUGGAUGUCACCUCACUGCCGUGGCCCUUCUGCCGUUCUUCUCCACUUGGCUCCAGCUGCAACUGUUGACAGAUCAAGCAUGUCCAGUGGGAGCUUAGAACCCUGAAGUUCUAGUGUCUGAAAGAUCAGACUCCAUGUCCUGCUGUCAGCCUUGUCAUCUUGUCUGAUGUCUUUCAGCUGGGAGCCCCAAACCAGGACAGUUCUCGGACCAAAGAUGCCCCCACACUCAAAAGUCUGUCCCGUCUUGUGUUUGAAGAAGGAAACAAUGUUGGCGGGCAGCACUCUAUGGUGGUCAGCCUUCAGAGCUGUUUCUAGGCAUCUCAGAUCAGACAGCAAAGAAUCUACCCAGAUCUGGGCUGGGUGGAGGCAUGGCUGGGCUGGGGGCCAUUCUGAGCCUGCAGCAAGAGGUUGGCCCAGCCUCAGUCCUUGGCCUUCUCUGGCUGCCUCUGCAGGGAGCUGCAGGGGCAAGCACUCUCUCCAGCACUCAGGAAGCCCGGCUGAGGGUACCUCCUCGUGGAAAGAACACGCUUUAAAGCUCUGCUGAGGAGUUCGGAGCCCAGGCUUUCAGGCGACCUCUGCCCUCCCUGCCUCUCCUCGCCCUCCCUCUCUGCCUGCAGGGCCUGGGAUGGGCUUUGAGGGAGCCUGGGAGCCAUCUGAAGAGGGGCACCCCUGGGCUGUCCCCAAAUUUUAGAUCCAGUUAGAGGUUCUCCCUGGCUCCUGCAGGCCUGCGGGGAUCUCUCCCCACUUCAGGCCUCCGGCCAGCUGCCUGCCCCCUUGUCUAUGCUUCAACCCUGCACAAAAGGAGCUUGGUGACACCACUCAGCCACCCAGAGCGCGUGUUGACAGGCUUUCCAGAUCACCUUCCUGUGGGGUGAACGUAAGAUGAGACUGGGCUGGUCCUUGGAAUUUCCCCUAGGAAAUGGUAAUAGACUCCAUUCUUGACCCAGGGAUAAGCAUGAAGGCAUUGUCCCAAAGGCAGAGGCCACCGUGGUAGGAAUUCCACCAAGGCCAGAAGGGAAAAAGGAAGAACCCACCGUGUCCGGCUGUGCGGGCCCUGGGGAGGGUCACAAGUGCAGCCCCUCUCUACUUCUGUGCCUUUGUAAAACGUGUAGAUAACCGCAGUGGUUGGCUGAGCCAAGAACUCUCCUAAAUCAGUGGCUUUCUCCCCACCCCUUGCUGGGGAGUCAUUUUUUUAAAACUCCAUGGGAUAUAAAAUUGGCCUCCUGCUGCUUCAGCCUACCUCUCUCUCUGCUGACUUAAUGUCGUGAUUCUGUUUCUUCAGAUAUUUAAGGCUGUUAGGUUGUGUGAGCCUUAAAGAGUGUGUGUGUGUGUGUGUGUCCCAGUGACUGUCCACUGUUCAGGAGAUGCAUGUCUUUGUAUUGGAGAUAUUUCUGUAAGUCAUUCUCUUGGUGCUCACGAUUGCCAUGGCCAUAGGGCCACAGUGCCGUAUCUGCUGCAGACAUGAUUGUUUCUUGUUCUAGAGGUUUUCUUGUUUUCGAAUCUUGCCUGAUGAAUCCAGCCAGACCAAGAGGCCUAGAUUUGACCUCUGUCCUGGGCUCCUGGGCCAGGUGCAGGGACAUCUGAGGCCACUCUGCUGGCCACCUCCAGUGGGUGCUGACCACAGGAUGGGCUUUGUUUACACUCAUUUUCACCCUGAUUCUUGCCCCCACUUUCAUAAAAGAAACUUCAAAAUGCUGACGCUUUGGAGAGUAAGAAGAUCAAUCUUGGCCGGGUGCGGUGGCUCCUGCCUGUGAUCCCAGCACUUUGGGAGGCUGAGGCUGGAGGAUCACUUGAGCUCAGGAGUUGGAGACCAACGCUGGCAACUUAACAAGACCCUGUCUCUACAAAAAAAAAAAAAUUUAGCCGGGUGUGGCAGUGAGUGCCUGUGGUCCAGCUAGUUGGGCCUGAGGCUGGAGGAUUGUUUGGGCCUAGAAGUUGCAGUGAACUAUGAUCAUGCCACACUGUACUCCAGCCUGGACGACAGAGUGAAACCUUGCCUCUAAAUAAAAGAAAAUAGAGGCCGAGUGUGGUGGCUCAUGCCUGUAAUCCCAGCACUUUGGGAGGCCAAGGCGGGUGGAUCACCUGAGGUCAGGAGUUCACGACCGGCCUGACCAACAUGGUGAAACCCUGUCUCUACUAAAAAUACAAAACAUUAGCUGCAUGUGGUGGUACAUGCCUGUAAUCCUAGCUACUCGGGAGGCUGAGUCAGGAGAAUCAGUUGAAUCUGGGAGGCGGAGGUUGCAGUGAGCCAAGAUUGUACCACUGUACUCCAGCCUGGGUGACAGAGCGAAACCCUAUCUCAAAAAAAAGAAAAGAAAAAAAUAGAAAAUCCAAAAAGAAAAACCAGAAGACCUGCUGGCUUAUAAAUCCCUGGGCGGGUUUCUGAGAAAUCGCCCUGUGCUGUCAGUCCCUGCACUGCACUGCUGCCUUCUGUAGUGGGUGGGAGACCCCAGAGCAGGGUAGGCGCCACUGAGGGCCUUUCUUGGAGUCGGCCAGCAGGCCACGCAGCAUCCGGACAGGCUGGCUAGCCGCUGCCUUAGGACAUCUCUACUUUGGAGGAUUUUACCACAGGAAGCAACAGCAGUGCUGGCCAUUGGUGCUGAUGACAGCAUUGGUUGUGGUUGAGGGGAUGGGGCUGGAAAGUGGCAGACCCCCCAGCGCUGCGCGUGGUCCCGGAGCCGUCAGCCAGGGGAGUGGGGUCAGCGGUCAGCCAGCCCUCCCGUUUCUUGCCCAUGGGCCCUGACCACACUCCCUUUUCUAGAAGUCAAUCCUAAGGUUUCUCUGCUCUGGCUAAGAGGUUGUAAAUUUGGAUUCUUAGAGGACAUGGCACCCCCAGUCCCUGCCCAGAUAAAGGAGCACAGUGGCAUGCAGCACCUCUGUCUGUUGCUGGGGUGGGGGGGCUCACGCACCCACCUCAUCUCCGUGCACAGCUGUGACUGGCCCCGCCGGCAGCUAGGGUGCAGGUAAGGGUCUCUCUCAGAGAGGGGAGCUGCAGCUGAGAACUGGCGAGGCCCCUUCCUCCAAGGCCCUAGCUGGCCCCUGGGCAAACCUGAGGUGGCAGGUUCAGGUUUUCAAGAUGGCGAGAUCUCGCUGUCUGCUGGACAGGAUGUUAUGCUCUCAGAACUCGUGGGAGUGGAGCUGGGCCUGUCCCGGGCCAAUGGACCCCUGUGUGGGGGGGAUUUGGGGUGCUGUGGGCCUGGUUCUGCACUGGCAGAUGGACCUUGCUUUGGUCCAGCUCUUUCCUUACCCUGGCUCUGACAUGGGAAGGCUUGGAGGGCCCCUCUCAUCACCUCCAUUCGCCCUCAGCUGUCCCUUUCCCUUGUCGCCUGGCCCCUGCCUCGCCCACCUGAGGCCUCCUAGCAGGCAGCCUGGGUGUGAAUUGAACCUCUCUCUUUUCCCUCUGGUGGGAAAGUGGCCUUUCCCUCGACACCUGCUCCCCAGCCCCAGAGGAACCCACCUGUUUUGGAGCUCAGCUUGGCCCAGCGUUUCCUUGGGGAAGGGAAAUGAGGGCUGGACAGCACUGAUCCGGGCAGGCAGUGUGUGCAGCAGUGGCCAGCCAGGGUGCCAAAGAUGCACGGGGAUGUGGCAUGUGGCUCCGCGCCCUUGACAUCUCUGCUUUGGAGGAUUUUACCUUGUCUGCACACCUGUCAGGGGAGAGGGGACAGCAAGGUGGGAGGUUGAAGAGCUUUGAGGCUCAGCAGCAUGUUUGUGGCAUUCAGUGGACACCGUGGCCUUGGGCGGCUGGACGGGUUUUUGUGCUGUGAGGGACACACAUGGGGCAGGUGGUAAGCUUGGCAAGGGCUCCAGGAACGCUGACAAAGCGUUUUAGGACCCCCACCCCCAUGCCUGUACCAGGGCUGGCCUCCAGAAUGGGUGAGGACCGAGUAGCUGCAGGCUUUUCAUUCUGAGGUCUUGGCCCCCCUGGCCACCGCAUGGGACUCUGCUUGUCAGAGCUUGCAAAAAUCAACCUUCGAGAAAGAAAAGGGAACUCUUCACGUUGAAUGUUGAUUUUGUGUGUAUGUGUGUGUGUGUGUGUGUGUGUGUGCACGCGUGCUUGCACUUGCACAAGCUUGCGUGUGCGUGUUUACUUCAUGGAAUUUUGUUUUGUGAAAUUCCCCUCCGAUCGUGUCAGAAUUUACCUCCAUGCCCCAGUCACACUGUUGGUUCUGCGCGCUGAACCUGGGUGUAGCUCAUUUGAAGGACUCUCUUCUGCGUUUCCUAACAGUUAUUUGGUGGUCUCAAGAGUUGAGGUUGUGGAGGGUUGGGAGAAACUGAAGUUCUAUACAUUUCCAUAGAGUUUACAUCCUGCAGUUAAAAGGCAGGAAGGGCUCAGCCCGGGCCCCACAGCUCCAGGCCAUCCCCCACGGGCCGCCCACAGUGCCCCCGUUUCUCUAGCUGAAUUUUUUUCGAACAGCCCGGGAAGGGAAAACGGAUUCGCUUGCUGAUUUUGUUCACAGUGGAAGCACCAUGUUCUGUACCUUUUUCAGGUUCAGUUUGUUGUGUAAAUGGCGGUUUUUUCUGGUGUGAGCUUUGGUGAUUGUGGCAGGGCUCCUUUGAGGAGACGGUUCCACCUCGUGGUCUGAAGAACAAACCGGAGAAGAGUCUGGUUUGGCCAGAGGCCCCCUCCAGCCCAUGUCACCCUGAGUACACCCCUCUGAUGCUCUGCUGUCAAGAAGCACGUUUCCACCAGCUGUAUUCAACACUACAAUGCAUUUUUUAAACUAUUUGCAUCCAAGACAAUAAAGAAACCUUAUUUUUUUUGAAAA
Symphalangus syndactylus (siamang) is the source of this 8647-nucleotide messenger RNA. RefSeq names its product MLX interacting protein (gene MLXIP). Gene Ontology annotation, biological process: regulation of transcription by RNA polymerase II. The record is from RefSeq and is a predicted model, not a curated record. Gene Ontology annotation, molecular function: DNA-binding transcription factor activity, RNA polymerase II-specific; protein dimerization activity; RNA polymerase II cis-regulatory region sequence-specific DNA binding. Gene Ontology annotation, cellular component: nucleus. Lineage: Eukaryota; Metazoa; Chordata; Mammalia; Primates; Hylobatidae.